Molecule: messenger RNA, 333 nt
Organism: Lathyrus sativus (Indian pea)
Lineage: Eukaryota; Viridiplantae; Streptophyta; Magnoliopsida; Fabales; Fabaceae
Source: the annotation of a GenBank genome assembly
AUGGCUCCAAAACAACCCAGCACGGGUCUUUUCGUUGGAUUGAACAAGGGUCACAUCGUCACCAAGAAGGAAUUGGCUCCACGUCCUUCAGCUCGCAAGGGGAAAACAAGCAAGAGAGUACACUUUGUGAGGAAUCUCAUUAGGGAGGUAGCUGGAUUUGCACCUUAUGAGAAGCGUAUCACUGAGUUGCUCAAGGUUGGGAAGGACAAGAGGGCUUUGAAAGUUGCUAAGAGGAAGCUUGGAACCCACAAGCGCGCCAAGAAGAAGAGAGAGGAGAUGUCCAAUGUUCUAAGAAAGAUGAGGGCUGGUGGAGCUGGAGACAAGAAGAAAUAG